Molecule: messenger RNA, 510 nt
Organism: Schistocerca gregaria
Lineage: Eukaryota; Metazoa; Arthropoda; Insecta; Orthoptera; Acrididae
Product: protein dissatisfaction-like
Exons: 2
Coding region: 1-510 (169 amino acids)
Source: RefSeq, a predicted model, not a curated record
AUGAUGAUGAUGAAUAUGGGGAUGUACGGCGUGUGCAACGAGGGGUUCCAUCACCACCACCACCAAGCCACGGCGGCAGCGGCAGGGGCCGGAACGGUCCCCACCGCCGCCGCCACUCUCUACGGCAGCGAAGUGGCGUCCGGACACCACCACCACCACCACCAUCACCACCACGCCGCGCAUCACCAGUACCACACCACUGACGUGGCAGUGGCCGCGUACCCCUCCGACCACCAGGGGGGCUUCUACACGCACGUCCACACCGGGCCGGAACCCGCUCCCGAGGACAUCAUCACCUCCGACAACGGGCUCAGCUACACCAAUCUGGACUACGCUUCGGGCGCAGUGCCGGCCUCGGCACCCCCGUUCCAGUACCCUGUGCACGCCGAUCACCAGCCGCCCGAUCCGGCGGUAUCCGUCACGGGGACGGUGGUGCACCAGCAACAGUCCGAGACCCACCAGUCGCAGGUAGCUGCGCCGCCCGUGGCCUUCACCGCGCCCGGUAGUUGA